Molecule: messenger RNA, 2864 nt
Organism: Octopus sinensis (East Asian common octopus)
Lineage: Eukaryota; Metazoa; Mollusca; Cephalopoda; Octopoda; Octopodidae
Product: chitotriosidase-1-like
Exons: 11
Coding region: 315-2441 (708 amino acids)
Biological process (GO): carbohydrate metabolic process; chitin catabolic process
Cellular component (GO): extracellular region
Molecular function (GO): chitin binding; chitinase activity
Source: RefSeq, a predicted model, not a curated record
CUCGACAUGUGUCGCAAUUAAUGUUAUUAUUACGAUUACUAUUAUUGUUAUUAUUAUUAAUGCUAUUAUUAUUAUUCUUAUUAAUGCUAUUAUUAUUGUUAUUGUUCAAGAGGAAAGAUUAAAACUUUCACACUUGGCUUCGACCAGACAUUUACAGUGAAGCAACAGUUGAGAUUGUUUCGUCUACCUUCAAGGCUUGGCAGAAACCAUUUACAAUAAGAACAACCUGCUUCUCCCUAAAACUACUUCAAUCUUCAAAAACUAAAACCACUUCAAUCUUCUGAUCAUCCAGUCCUGCUCCAACACUCAACAGAAUGCCUGGUGUUAUCAAAUCGUUGAUAAUGAUUAUGUUAAUGCAUCUCAAUGUGACACAAGUGAAAGUGGAGUCUUCUAAAGCUAAAUCCUACAAGAGAGUGUGCUAUUAUACCAACUGGUCUCAAUAUCGUGCCUCCCCUGCGAAGCUAUUGCCGAAAGACAUUGAUCCUUUCCUUUGUACUCACCUUGUGUUUGCUUUUGCAAAAUUUGAUCACAGCGGCCAUCUUGCACCGACCGGUUGGAAUGACAAUGCGUAUACAAAUCUAUACAAACAGUUCAAUAAACUGAAGAAUAAAAAUCCCGAACUGAAGACAUUGCUAGCCAUAGGUGGCUGGUCUAUGGGCUCGUCCCCAUUUACGGCGAUGGUGAAAACUCAAGCAACCAGACAAAACUUCAUAAACCAUGCUGCCGGUUUUCUUCGAAAACACAACUUUGAUGGUCUUGAUCUCGACUGGGAAUACCCGGCUACUCGAGGUAGCCCUCCCGAAGACAAACAUAGAUUCUCCAAAUUAGUAAAGGAGCUUCGAUAUUCGUUCAGUAAGGAGGCAGUGAAAAGCGGGAAACGUCGUCUGCUCAUAUCUGCUGCUGUCGGCAAUUCUCCUGAAAAAAUUGAUUUAUCCUAUGACGUACCUAUUAUUUCAAAAUACCUGGACUUUAUUAAUCUCAUGACCUAUGAUCUUCAUGGUGGCUGGGAAAAAAUUAUGCAGAUUAAUGCACCUUUAUAUCCGAGGUCAGUGGAUAUUGGAACACCUUCAGAGAAAGUUACUGUGAGUUGGGUUGUUAAAAGAUGGAUUGAACGCGGAGCAUCGCCACAGAAAUUAAUCCUGGGAAUUCCGAUGUACGGACGUGGGUUUACAUUUUGUACCAACCAAAUUACACCAGGUUCCCCAAACUGUGGAAAAUCAAAACCAGGAACUUUCACAAAAGAAAAGGGUAUUCUUGCAUUUUCUGAAAUCAAGCAAUAUCUGGACAAUGGCUGGAAAAGAAAAUGGGAUAAGGAACAGAUGGUUCCCUAUGCCUACAGCAUGCAUGAAAAACAAUGGGUUGGCUACGACGACGAACAAAGCAUCAGAUUAAAGAUCGAUUAUUUAAAACGUUAUCAGCUUGGUGGUGCGAUGACCUGGGCGCUGCCCUUGGACAGUUUUGGUAAUACCAAAGAUAAAACCAGUCGCUUCACUCUUCACAGAGUUAUAAAGAAAUUUCUAGAAGAUACUGACAGCGAAAAUACAAGAACGACAGAAGGAAAAAAGACUUUGAGCUACUCUCUUUGGAAUAAACCGGAACGGACAACAAAAUCAAUUCCUUAUAAAUCAAGUACAGAAAAUGAGGUGCAAAAUAGUUUCUCCAGCGGCGUAUUAUCGUUACUAGAAGAACCUAAUAAAGGCUUUAGAACGACAGACAGAACCAAUCCAACAUGGAAAACAACCAUGGAACCAAACAUUUUUAUUACGGAAUCACCAACGAAAAAUCUGGAACAAAAACGGAAAACAAAGCCAAGUAUAUCGACCACAGACAAUACUUUAUCUUUAACUAAACGAAACAGUCAAGAAACAACAACCUAUAGCUCUACCAUGUUUCCGAAACAAUAUCAAACGCUGCCAGUAACUUUCGGGUCUUCAGAUCACAAUUUGAUAAACGUUCCUGUUUUGGAAGUUGUGUUUCCUGGACGAAAUAAUGGCGGUGAAAGAGAAACAUCAAAGAAAUCUAAAGAAGAAUCUGAGUAUAGCAUUAAGUCUGGAGUCAAUAUUUUCCAAGGAAAUGCAGGCAAAGGUUUGUUCUCUUUGAAGAAGGAACCAUCGCUUCAUUUAAAACAGGGACAAUCUGUAUGGGAUCUUCGUUCCACUUCCAAACCAUCUUCAUCGCCAACGACUCCAGAAUCUGAAAAAAUAUUACCGUGUGAUGAGGAAACUGAGACUUCUACAGAUAAACUCAAACAAGAAGAUUCUUUGACAGAAGUUUUCAAAUGUCCUUCGUUGUUUGGCAUCUACCGUGACGUCAGAGACUGCACCAGCUUUUUCCAAUGUGUCUGGCAGGUUCCAUUCCGUUAUAAGUGUUCCCCUGGUACAGCAUGGAACGACAGAAUACAAUCUUGUGAUUGGCCAGCUAAUACCGGAUGUAUUAUGUAGCAAAGAACGUGGAAACAAAACGAGACACCCAUUCUGAAUGCAACACCAAAGAUGGCUAAAUUAACACAAUCAACACCACCAACCACCGCCGCCGCCGCCGCCACCACCACCACCACCAAAACCACCAACACCACCACCACUAACAACAAUAACAACGAUAACAAGGUCAACAAUAAUAGCAAAUAUAAUUCAGCAAUAAAUAAGACAGCUUCUACACGGUCUCUCGACCUGCUAGAAAUAGCAGCCAAAUCUCACUUCACGUUCCAGUUAUGAAAAAUAGAAGGGCACUUCAGAUAAUGUGUUCCCAGAUAUUAAAAGAAGAACAAUAUUGGUAUGAUUGGACUGAUUUUGACUAUAAGUCUGUUCGAUCAGAAUUGACCGAAUGUGGGUGGAAAUAACAAGAACAACCAUAAAAAUUAGAGA